This is a messenger RNA of Cryptococcus wingfieldii CBS 7118, 2304 nucleotides long. Its product is annotated as tyrosine phosphatase. The transcript is spliced from 3 exons. NCBI's taxonomy places the organism in Eukaryota, Fungi, Basidiomycota, Tremellomycetes, Tremellales, Cryptococcaceae. The coding region runs from base 1 to 2304 and encodes 767 amino acids. Gene Ontology annotation, cellular component: cytoplasm; nucleus. Gene Ontology annotation, molecular function: protein tyrosine phosphatase activity. Gene Ontology annotation, biological process: protein dephosphorylation; G2/M transition of mitotic cell cycle; positive regulation of G2/MI transition of meiotic cell cycle. The record is from RefSeq and is a predicted model, not a curated record.
AUGAGUGCUUUCGGUUCUUCGCCCCUCAUGGACGCCUUUCCCACCCACCACUUUUCCGAACUACCCUCGCCUACCAAGACGGAGACAGAUGACCUUCCUAUGGAAGUAGAUCAAUCUUUCAACUCUUCUCUUUCCAUCUCGGACUCUCCGGGCUUCUCCCCAACACCCGCUAUGGGUACCAACAGGGGUUCUGGCUCUUCCAACCUCCUCCCCGCCCCGCCCGUUUUUUCGCUCAAGCCUAGACGACCGGAUCCUGUUCCGGUCCAAGUCCGACCCUCACCACGCUCAAAGACAUUCGGCGGUGCUGCUUUUGGCUCCAAGCCGCUCGGUCGCGAGAGGUCUUUCGGCACGGAGCUCUCUACCAACGCCACCGCCAACAGGCGAUCCGUCGAGUUGACCAAGAAUGGCAAGGGCAAGAUGCUGCCGCCAUCUAUCCCCGAGAGUCGGAUGUUAAAGGUCCGAGGGUCAGUGCCCAUGCAAUGGUCGUCGUCAAACGAAGAGAUGGGUAGCCCAGGACCGAGAAAGAUGUUGGGAGUGCCCAGGACAGAGAGCGACCCACUUCUCUGCUCACCGGUAUCAGGCAGAUCACCGAGAGCCAAGGACGACAACGACAUGGACGUCGACUCUCCUCACCCUCUAUCGGCUUCUGCUGCUCCACGCGGGUCCCUCAUGGCGUCUCCCGCGUUUGGCGGCCCGGCGUCGUUGAACGGUUCUCCAGGACUUGGCUCCUUUUUCUGUGACUCGCCCGGCCAGCCGGUGCAGGCGCCUCCAGCCAAGAGGCGCAGUCUCGUCACCCCUGCCUCUCCUUCUUCAAGCUCGCCCUCUGCCAAGCGCGCAUCUUUCGGCUUAUCUCGCCCGCCUCUGGAAAAGACCGCAUCAGUGGGCCCCAUGCUCUUUGGCAGCACUCGCAACGGAUCUAUGGGUACUCGCCGUGGUAUGACUGGCACCAAGCGUCCUACUCUUGGCCCCUUGUCCGCCACGACGGGCGACGCUUCCCGCAUGACCUCUGCCAGCUCGGCCUUCCCCAUUCUCUACGGCCCUCCAGCUCAGACUUUGGGUAGCGGUCAAAGCGGUACCUUCCCCCGUGCUGCCAUGGCUCCCAUGCGACGUGCUUACUCUGUCUGCGACCAGCAAAAAGCUCAUGAGGUGGACGAUGAUGAGAGCGAGUUUGAGAACUCUCCCUCGCUUGGGACACAGGCCGAGUAUGCGAGGAGGUAUGAAUCCAGAAUGGCCUCUCAUGUUGAUGGCUCUCCUGGCUUCAAGCCUUCGAGAGCUUCUAUUGCUGCCUCUGGCGAGGGAGUCGCGAGCCCUAUGGGCAAGAAGAUUAGCCCCUACGGGCCUGGAGGGUUGCCCGGUUUCGGUGAUAACGAGAUUGACGGCAAGAUCCUGCCUUGUCACAAAGUCAAGGAGGAUGGUUUGGUGAGAAUCACCCCUGAUACUCUCGACAGCCUCCUUGACGGCAAGUACAACGACAAGCUGAAACGAUUCCAUGUCAUCGACUGCCGAUUCCAAUACGAGUACGAAGGCGGUCACAUCGCCGGCGCCGUCAAUGUCAAGUCGAUGGACGCGCUCGAUCACUUGCUUCUCUCUGAGGCUGAGGGUCUUCACGCCAAUGGCGAAACUUUGCCUACCCCGAGCCGCAGCGGAGAGUUGCCAGACGGCCAACCGGUUGUACUCGUUUUCCACUGCGAGUUUAGCGCCAAGCGAGCCCCUGCCUUUGCCAAACACCUGCGCUCCCGUGACCGACUCCUCAACAAUGCCAUAUAUCCUCGCAUCUUUUACCCCGAAGUCUACAUCCUUGAAGGUGGCUACUGCGGCUUCUAUCAAACCCGUUCCGACCGCUGUGACCCCAAGGGCUACACACGCAUGGAUGACCCCGAACACUUUCAUUCGCGCGACUCUGACUUGCACGAGUUCCGCAAGUUUAGCCGAACCCGUUCAUUCACCUACGGCGAGUCGCAGCAGGCAGCGGCUCAAACGUCGAGGGCGCUGCCCCCUUGUCCACCUAUGGCUUUUGCUGCCGCCUCAGCUGCUGCUGCUAGGCGGAAUGGAGCCAGUGGAGUGACGAUCAAGGAAGAAGACGACGGGGAGCCCGAAUCCUCGCCUCACCCAGGCGACAGCAGCGCCGAAAUAGACUUUGGGACGGACGCCAGUCCUUGUCCUCGCGGGCAAGUCGUGAGCUUGGGUCAACCGCCUCUCUUUGGCUCGGCCAGACCACGGACAUUGGGCCGAAUGGGUUUCGCGAGAGUUGCCUCGUAUGCGGGUCCUACAAACCCCAACUCUACUGGCUUGGGCUUUCGGUAA